AUGUGCUUUCUCUCCUCUGCAGUGAGAAAUUUUGCUUUCUCGCCGUUUUUCCGCUCAGGGUCCAGAACGAACGGCGAUGCACUCCACUCCAGACGGGGAAGGAGCUACGAGUCUGAGAUCUCGCAUUCACCAGCAGCCUCUGACUCUGUAGGAGGAAGUGUUCAGGAUCCAAGCCAGUACAGGACCAAGCGGGGUCGUGAUAGCUGUCAUCUUGUUGUUGCCGGUGGUGGCCAUGCGGAGCAUCUCGAUGUGGAGAAAACAGUCGAGGCGAAAAGGAAGGUCUGGACUCGUAGCUGGGGUGAAGAGGUGCAGGAUACGGAUCAGGGUGACAAGGGAAACUUUGCCAAAAGAAUCCGAACUGCGCUCCCUCUGGAAGAGCUUGUUCACUGGGAUGACAGAAAGACAUUGAAAAUUAAUAUAAUCGGUAAUUAUAUAAUUUAUAUUACGGCCACCAUUCUGACUUUGAUAUUGGUAGUCGACGUAUCCUGGACCCAACAACAGAACGAAUGCCGACGUCUUAUCGAUUAUGUCCUGUUCGUCGAAUGGGGCCGGAGUAUCGGAAACGAGUAUGGAAGCAAGGCGAAAGUAGAAUUCGCCUAUGCGGCGCGUCCUGUCGGAACAGAAGUCAUUGAUGCGUCGAGGUGGUUCCGCUACCCAAACAAAAUAAUUAAACGGCCAGGAAAAUAG
Molecule: messenger RNA, 687 nt
Organism: Pyricularia oryzae 70-15
Lineage: Eukaryota; Fungi; Ascomycota; Sordariomycetes; Magnaporthales; Pyriculariaceae
Exons: 3
Coding region: 1-687 (228 amino acids)
Source: RefSeq, a predicted model, not a curated record